Molecule: messenger RNA, 3207 nt
Organism: Doryrhamphus excisus (bluestripe pipefish)
Lineage: Eukaryota; Metazoa; Chordata; Actinopteri; Syngnathiformes; Syngnathidae
Product: protein kinase C delta type-like
Biological process (GO): protein phosphorylation
Molecular function (GO): diacylglycerol-dependent serine/threonine kinase activity; ATP binding
Source: RefSeq, a predicted model, not a curated record
GUAUCUAUCGAAGUUGCACAGUGCCAAACCAUUCCUGCAUCGACAGCAUUCUCUUUGCUUCUGGAAGCAGCAGUCUUUCUGUGAGUGUAAUACUAUCUGCGUGCAGGUAGCACUGUGUCAAUAUUAGCUAUUGGCAUCAUAAGUCGCUUGGAGGACGCUCCCUGGACAUCUGUUUAGUAAGAAGUUGCUCACAUGGAACUUUAAGAUGAUUUUUCUUGUUGAAAUAAUAAUUCUACCCUGGCAGCCCGGUUUAGGAUUAUUCGUUAAAGUGAGAAACACCCUGCAGAUAUGAACACAUGCAGAGAAAACACACACACACGCACACACACAGAGUGGAAGGGUUCAUGUUAUGCUGGUAUAGCAGGUUUGACAAGCUGUCAAAGAUUUGAGUACAAGAGUCACAAAAGAUAAGUAAGGUGUGUGUGUGUGUUUGUCAUUCAAACUGCUAUUUUUCACCUAUUUGUGAUUUCUGCAUUUGGAGCUCUGCUGGUCUUUGUUGAUGAAAAGUCUUGUGACCCAGUCUGCCGCUGACUUGUGUGAGGCUGAGGUGAGCUGUUGCCAUGGCACCCUUCCUGCGUAUCGCCUUCAAUGCAUAUGAUGUAGGCGCUCUGCCUGCUCUGUCUGAACCCCCCAUUUGUGCCAUCAAAAUAAAGGAGUCUGUCAGCACAGAGCGAGGAAAAACAUUGGUUCAGAGGAAGCCCACCAUGUAUCCAACAUGGAAGACCACAUUCGAUGCUCAUAUUUAUGAGGGGCGUGUCCUAGAAGUGGUUCUCUUGCAAGGAGCUGAGCAGCCAUUGGCCAAGGCUUCAGUUGGCGUGUCUGUGCUAGCAGAACGCUGUAAAAAGUCCAAAACCAAUGGUCGUGCUGAGUUCUGGGUGGACCUGAUGCCUUCUGGAAAGGUUCAAGUGGCUGUCCAGUAUUUCUUGGAGGACAGCGAUGCGACACAAAACCAACAAUCUGUGAGAGUCGCCCCCGAGGACGGACUCACGACUCUGAACAGGAGGAGGGGAGCGUUCAAACAGCCCAAGCUUCACAUCAUCAAGAACCAUGAGUUUUCUGCCACUUUCUUCCACCAGCCUACCUUCUGCUCCGUGUGCAGGGAGUUUCUCUGGGGGCUCAACAAGCAAGGCUACAAGUGCAGACAAUGCAAUGCAGCAAUUCACAAGAAAUGCAUCGAAAAGAUUAUCGGCAGAUGCACCGGCACAGCAGCCAACAGUCGUGACACGAUGUUCCAGAAAGAGCGCUUCAAGAUUGACAUGCCACAUCGCUUCAAGUACCAUAACUACAGGAGCCCUACCUUCUGUGACCAUUGUGGCACCCUGCUGUGGGGUAUUUAUAGACAGGGCCUCAAAUGUGAAGAUUGUGGCAUGAACGUUCAUAGUUAUUGUCAGAAAAAAGUGGCCAAUCUGUGUGGCAUCAACCAGAAGCUAUUGGCUGAAGCUCUGUCUCAAGUCCCCCAGAAAUCCCUGAAGAAGUCCGAUAGCAAUGGAGCCGAUAUCGGCAUCUAUCAAGAUGUCCAAAGUGCAACAACAGACCCUGCUGCUGGUGGGAAUGGCAAAAUGCAAGAUGGCUCCAGUUCUUGCGUACUUCCUGUUUCCCGGGUACACCUCACCGUCAACCACCUGGUCUUCCAUAAAGUUCUGGGCAAAGGCAGCUUUGGCAAGGUGCUGUUAGCCGAGCUAAAGGGCAAGGGUCAGUACUUUGCUGUGAAGGUUCUAAAAAAAGACGUGGUUCUCAUGGAUGAUGACGUGGAGUGUACCAUGGUGGAGAAGAGAGUUCUUGCCCUGGCCUGGGAGAACCCCUUCCUCACACACCUUUACUCCACAUUCCAGUCUAAAGAGCACCUUUUCUUUGUCAUGGAAUACCUCAAUGGCGGCGACUUGAUGUUCCAUAUCCAAGACAAAGGCCGAUUCGAUCUAGUCAGAGCCACAUUCUAUGCUGCUGAGAUAGUAGUGGGCCUGCAGUUCCUCCACUCCAGGGGAAUUAUCUACAGGGAUCUGAAGCUGGAUAACGUCAUGCUGGACAAGGACGGCCACAUUAAAAUUGCAGACUUUGGAAUGUGUAAAGAGAAUAUAUUUGAAAACGCCCGAGCCUCAACAUUCUGUGGGACUCCAGACUACAUUGCACCUGAGAUCCUCUUAGGACAGAAAUACACCUUCUCGGUCGACUGGUGGUCUUUCGGCGUCUUGGUCUAUGAAAUGCUGAUCGGUCAGUCACCUUUCCAAGGUGACGAUGAGGAUGAACUGUUUGAGUCCAUCCGGUCGGACACCCCUCACUACCCUCGCUGGAUAACAAAGGAGGCCAAGAAACUGCUUGAGAUGUUGUUUGAAAGAGAUCCCGCUUCCCGACUCGGAAUGGUGGGAGACAUCCGAGCACAACCUUUCUUCAGAAAUACCAACUGGUCAGCUCUGGAGAAGAGAGAAGUGGAGCCCCCUUUCAAGCCCAAAGUGAAAUCCCCAAGUGACUGCAGCAACUUCGACCGGGAGUUCUUGAGCGAAAAGCCGCGCCUCUCCCAAGGCGACAAGAACCUUAUUGACUCCAUGGAUCAGGCGGCGUUCCGUGGCUUUUCUUUCGUUAAUCCCAAAUUGGAACAUCUGAUAAGCAAAUGAAAAGACAAUCUGGCCAUCUUACAGUAGGGAUAUUUUCCUCCCAUCUUCAACUGGAUGAAUCAAAUCAAAACACAAUAAGACACUAUACUGUAAGUGUAACAAAGGGACAUACUUCAUAUAGCAGUGUAACUAAUAAUCACAACUAAAGGGGUAUUUUUUUUAUUACUUAUGUAUAAUGUUUUCUCAAUGUAAACACUCUCACUAGAUCAUCAAAUGUACUGUAUCUUUAAAUUAAUACUGUGUAUACGCAGGUAGGGUCAGAUCCAAAACCUCCAGUUCGUAAUGUGGUCCGAUUUAUUAUAUCUACACCACACGAUUCCCACAAUUCCUGCACUGACUUUAAGCCAACUGCACACUGUAAAUGUCCUAAAAAAAUGAUUAAUUUAUUCUUUGUCAGUUUUCAGCUGGCCUUAAACCUGCACAAAUAUGAAACACAGAUGGCGUCACCUGCAAUAUAUACAUAUAGGUAUUGAAGGGUGUUUUUGUUGGAGGAAUUGGUAUUUAUCACGAUGCAAAUAGAGCUAGUGCUCCCUUUACUUUUGUAUUUACACACUUUUACUGUUGAUGAUAAAUAAAUAAAUGCAUUUCUUCAAUUGCA